AUGUUAAAGCUAGUGGCAGCUGGGGCAUUGGAUGUCAAGGAAUUUUCAUCAUUUGAGAGUGCCUCUCCUUGCCAAAAGAAAGCUGUGUUUAUUGUUAGUAGCAUCCUCCAUGAUGUGACAGCAGCAAUCAUUCGAGAUGUGAUCCUGGCCAGUCAGUUUCAGUAUGUGGUUGUAAUCACAGCUGUCAGUCCACAGGUUCAUGUCUUCAGUAAAAUGGGAAGUCACAGUCCAGACCUUAUUGGAUCUCUUGGACUUGACCUCUUUCAGCAGUUUGAAGAAAAUAUAUUAGAAUGGAUGGGUAACAUGAAUUACACUGCUGAGGUUUUCCAUAUCCCCCUAACAACCAUAUGUAUGGGACAGAAUCUGUUUGUGAUGCCUGCAUACUUACAAAUGUUUCCACUUUUAAAAAUUGACGUCAGGGAAAUUGACAUCCGUUUGAGAAUUUCCAAGAGUCAGUCACCCAAUCCAGAAACUCCUGAAAAGACAAGUUGUCUGCCAGAUCUGGAACUACACCAGUUGUCAAGAAAUACACAAAUACUCUUUAAGAUGUUUAUAUCAUCUUUUAAUGAUUUCCUGGAACAAUUAUCCGUGAAAGAAGAUGUCUAUUCUAUGGGCCACACCAGUCGAUUACUUGCUACAGAAUUAGAGAAUUAUCCUCCUGCAAAGGCACGACGGAAGAAUUGCAACAAUAAAGCAUCAGUCAUUUUCGUGGAUCGAUCGUUAGAUAUUGUUGGUCCUGUUGGUCACCAAAUGGAAACGUUAUUUGAUCAACUUCUGGCCACACUGCCUUGUCUUCCUGGUCACAAUAUUGACAGAAUGAUUAACAUUGAACCAUUGAGAUCAACUGCUGAGUGUCCCAUGGAUACUUGCUCUGUUCAUGCGGAUAAAUCUGUCAUCGCUCCAGGUUCACUUCUCUCGGGCCUUGAUGAUAAUGAGCAAGAACUUAUUGAAACACUUGUUACAGCUAAACAGAAGGAUGCAUUGUCUGAAGUCAACCAUCGACUUCUUGAAGCUGCAGUACAAAAAAAGCUUCCAGUCAAGGUCUCUAAAAACCGUAAUAUGAAUGAGAAUUUAAAAGCAACACUUAAUUUAUUCAAAGGUCGAUAUGAAACUAUGCAGCCUCAUCUGACUACAAUACAAAUUGCUUUGGCCUUGGUUCAGCUAGCUAAACAUCCGUCCAACAACCAAUUAACUCACUUCCAAGCAAUGGAGAAAGUUCUUUUACAAAGCACUGCAGAGAAAAAUGUCUCACCUCUCAAUGAAAUUUCUGAAAUACUUCAUAUGUGUCAAAGUGAGAAGCAUAAAGCCCCUCAGGAAAGGUUGUACAGUUUGGAUGAUGUCUGGUGUCUCCUUCUUUUCUGUUAUUCACUUGCGGGAAAAGAUCGGUACUUGUGGGCCAAAGAAGAACGAGGAUUACAGGCUGGAAUUACAAAAGAAAUCAUGACAGAACUCAACAAUCUUCCUCCUGUGACGAAAACCCUUGUGAAAGACUGUCAUACAGAGAGUGGAAUAUCAGCUAUAGUUGAAGAUGUCUGGGAGAAACUAAAAUCAGUGGGAGAUGCCAGGGAAGACCUUAAGCUAUUUAGUUCUGUUCUUAAUCCUGGGGAUCAAAAUAACCCACCAAUGUACAGACCAAUUUUGAAGCAGAUGAUUGAACAUCUUUACCAAACAAACAAACCAGAUUUAGUUGAUAUUGAAUGUAAAUCUGGAGGGCUGAAGGAUUUAUUAAAAACAGGCUUUGGGCUUUUCAUGAAUGUUGCCAAGCCACGACCAAAUGACAACCCCUUGAUAAUAAUUUUUGUCAUUGGCGGAAUCACUACGACUGAAGUCAAACAAAUCAAAGAAACAUUGGCAGCUGUUCGAGCCGAUUCAAGGGUUUUCAUUGGAAGUACCCGAGCUGUGGAACCGUGCAAUUUAGCGUCAUCUAUAUUGUGUGGGAACAGAAAUAAUCCCUGGGUGUAA
This is a messenger RNA of Acanthosepion pharaonis, 1962 nucleotides long. NCBI's taxonomy places the organism in Eukaryota, Metazoa, Mollusca, Cephalopoda, Sepiida, Sepiidae. The record is from the annotation of a GenBank genome assembly.